AAAAGAACACUAGAACGACGGCGUAGCUUAACAAAAUCUCUGGUUCCGCCAAAUUUUUAGAGAGAGAGAGAGAGUGAGAGGAUAAAUGGGAGGAGGUGGGACGAGCGAUGGCGGCAUGUUGUACCACGAGGUACAAGAGUCGAAAUUGUGCGCGGUGCACUGCGUGAAUACCGUAUUGCAGGGUCCAUUCUUCUCGGAAUUCGAUUUGGCGGCUAUGGCCUCCGAUCUCGACCGUACAGAGCGGCAGAUGAUGCUCGGUGCCGUCACUGGAGAUUUCCUCCCUGAACAGUCACACAACGUUUCGCUUGAUGGCGAUUUCAGCAUCCAGGUUUUGGAAAAGGCUUUGGAGGUGUGGGACUUGCAAGUCAUUCCCCUUAACAGCCCUGUUGCAGAGCCUGCUCAGUUCGACCCAGAAUUGGAGAGUGCAUUUAUUUGUCAUUUGCGGGACCACUGGUUUUGUAUAAGGAAAGUAAAUGGAGAGUGGUAUAAUUUUGACAGCCUCUAUGCAGCACCCGAGCACUUCUCCAAAUUUUACCUUUCAGCCUACCUUGACUCUUUGAAAGGCUUUGGCUGGAGCAUUUUCCUGGUGAAGGGAAAUUUCCCGAAGGAGUGUCCCAUCACAUUCUCCGAAGCCUCCAAUGGUUAUGGGCAGUGGUUGUCACCUGAAGAUGCCGAGAGGAUUACCAAGUCUUGCAACUCGGCUUUGAGAUCUCGUCCAGGAGCUAGUCAGUCUCAGCAUCAUUCCAAUCCCCGUCUGCAGCAUGUACAACCAGAAAUAUUGUCUGACAAUGAAGAUGAGGAUUUAAAAGCUGCAAUAGCUGCCAGCUUGAUCGAUUCAACUCAAGAAAUCAAAACAGAGGCAAGUAUCACAGAAAAUGAAAAUAAAAACAGCAAUGAAGCAAAGGCAUGACAGGAAGCAUCUUUCAAGUUAAUGUAGUCUGCUGUUCGAUCAUAGUUGUGUGCUUCCAGUCUUUAAUCUUUAUAUUGUUAAACAAAUAUCUCCUGUUCAGUCUUAUACAGUAAAAAAAAUUAUAUGGAAAAAAGUAAGUCAUGUACGACAUUUUACGCCCUCCCAAAUAAUUUCUCUCAAUCAUGUAUUGUUGGGUAUUUUCUCUUUGGGAUGUAUGCUAUUGAGAGCCUUGACAGUUGCUGUUCGUUCAAUUUUUUUCUGAAAGGUAUUCUCAAUUUUCAAUUAUUA
This is a messenger RNA of Olea europaea var. sylvestris, 1198 nucleotides long. RefSeq names its product ataxin-3 homolog. The record is from RefSeq and is a predicted model, not a curated record. Gene Ontology annotation, cellular component: nucleus. The transcript is spliced from 2 exons. Gene Ontology annotation, biological process: protein deubiquitination. Gene Ontology annotation, molecular function: cysteine-type deubiquitinase activity. NCBI's taxonomy places the organism in Eukaryota, Viridiplantae, Streptophyta, Magnoliopsida, Lamiales, Oleaceae. Bases 86 to 910 code for a protein of 274 amino acids.